Peniophora sp. CBMAI 1063 is the source of this 981-nucleotide messenger RNA. NCBI's taxonomy places the organism in Eukaryota, Fungi, Basidiomycota, Agaricomycetes, Russulales, Peniophoraceae. The record is from the annotation of a GenBank genome assembly.
AUGACCCGAUUGCUGAGCAUUAUCGUGUCUGGCCUGGGGUUGGUAGCCGUGGUGAAGUCCCAGAACUUCAGUGCUCCGGCAUGCACGGAGUCUUACUAUAACUGGGCAAACAACAGUCUGCACCAGGAUGCGUGUACGAUGGCCGCCAACGCGCUCGCGGCUUGCGAUGGAGGAGAGAUCACCAUAACGGCCCUGAUGCCUGGAAACGAAUAUAGUGGGCCCCAGAGUGCUGUCGAGGGCACGGAUGCGUGCAAAUGCAACACCGUGAGCUACUCGCUCAUCAGCGCAUGCGCAGGAUGUCAAGGUGGCGAGUGGAUACCGUACAAUUUAUUUGUGACCAACUGCUCUUCAGCAUACGCUAACUUUUCUCGCGGCCAGUAUGCUCCUAACGUUGAGAUACCGGCGGGCACCGCAUUCCCGGCUUGGGCUUAUGAUCCGCUUGGGGCAAAUACGUUCAACAACGCGACGGCCUACGAUAUCUUCCUCCAUAACACGACCGAAUUCACGAGCACCGGCACAAGCAACACGAAUGGGACGACACCGAGCUCGACAUCAAACUCCUCGCACAAGUCUCAUGCGGGCGCCAUUGCCGGUGGUGUAGUGGGCGGCGUAGUCGGCCUGGCGCUUAUCGCAGGAUUAGUGGCGUUCUUCCUCAUCCGCCGUCGCCGCCGUACCCGCGAUAGCACCAUCAGCGAGAGGCCGUACACGGGUGGCGCGCGUGGGCCAUUGUCCCCAACCACUUCUGAGAUGAAGUCGCCUCCUCGUCUCUACAACCCCUCUGACCCCAGUACCUUCCCCGAUGCCAUGUUUGAUGGCAGUCGUACCGUGGGCGGUAGCAGCGUUGCCAUGUCUAGCCCGCCUCCAGGGUCUACCACCAACGUCACCACCAAUGGGCAUCACGCAAACAUGCCGUCAUGGGGCAGUACCGAGGUCGGUAGCACUGAGAAGGGGCACUAUCAUCCCGGAUUGCCCGAGCUGUAA